This is a messenger RNA of Polychytrium aggregatum, 5268 nucleotides long. Its product is annotated as EPSP synthase-domain-containing protein. Gene Ontology annotation, cellular component: cytoplasm. The transcript is spliced from 3 exons. Gene Ontology annotation, biological process: aromatic amino acid biosynthetic process; chorismate biosynthetic process. The record is from RefSeq and is a predicted model, not a curated record. NCBI's taxonomy places the organism in Eukaryota, Fungi, Chytridiomycota, Chytridiomycetes, Polychytriales. Bases 225 to 5135 code for a protein of 1636 amino acids. Gene Ontology annotation, molecular function: 3-dehydroquinate synthase activity; 3-dehydroquinate dehydratase activity; shikimate 3-dehydrogenase (NADP+) activity.
AUUAUCUCGGGUCCUCCUCCGCCUUGCCCAUCAUCUGCCGUCGGCUUGGAUCAACCUCGGUCUGCCUUGGUCUGCCUCGGUCUGCUCCAUUCGCUCUUCGCGCUUGCUCCCCGCUUGCUCUCUGCUUGCUCCCUGCUUGCCCCACCUCUGUUCUGCCCUGCACCGCCCUUGAUCCUCUCCCAGCGCCUGGUCCAGCCCAGCUCAGCCCCCGAUCUCGCCCAGCCAUGUCCUCGUCGUCCCAGUUCACCCGCCUCUCCAUCCUCAACAACGACUGCAUCUUUGUCGGCCAGGCCUUGACCUCGGUCAUUGCCAAGGAAGUCGUCUCCAACGUCAAAGCCUCGGCCUACAUCAUCGUCACCGACACCAACAUCGCUCCCUUCCAUCUGGCUCCCCUCGAGGCUGCCCUCCGUGAUGCCGUGGCCCAAUACCACCCAUCCCCCGCCAGCUCCAAGGUCCUGACCAUGACUCUGCCCCCCGGCGAGGCCUCAAAGACCCGCGCCAUGAAGGAGUCGAUCGAGGACUGGAUGCUCGAGCGCAAGUGCACUCGCGACUCGUGCCUGCUCGCUCUCGGCGGCGGCGUCAUCGGUGACAUGAUUGGCUAUGUUGCUGCCACCUACAUGCGCGGCAUUCCUUUUGUCCAGAUCCCCACUACCCUCUUGGCAAUGGUGGACUCUUCUCUCGGCGGCAAGACUGCCAUCGACACCCCCGCCGGCAAGAACCUGAUCGGCGCCUUCCACCAGCCCAAGCGCAUCUUUAUCGACAUUGACUACCUGCGAACUCUGCCCCACCGCGAGUUUGUCAACGGUCUGGCCGAGGUCAUCAAGACCGCCGCCAUCUUUGUGCACGAGGACUUUGAGCUUCUCGAGAACCACCCAGAGGAGAUUCUGGCUUUGAGCAAGUCCACGGCCGAGAAUGUGGACUCGAGCCUCCUCCUCAAAGUCAUCCUCGGCUCCGUCCGAGUCAAGGCCCAUGUCGUCACCGUCGACGAAAAGGAAACCGGUCUUCGCGGCAUCCUCAACUUUGGCCACACCAUCGGUCAUGCCAUCGAGGCCAUUCUCUUCCCCGAGCUCCUGCACGGCGAGUGCGUGGCCAUCGGCAUGGUCAAGGAGGCCGAGAUCGCCCGCCAUCUUGGGCACCUCAACAAUGUCAGCGUCGGCCGUAUUCUCCGGUGUCUCCAGGCCUAUGGCCUCCCUGUCUCGCUCGAGGACAAACUGGUGGUUUCUCGUGCCCCCCACAAGCACUGCCCCGUCGAUCAGCUCAUGGACAUCAUGAAGGUCGACAAGAAGAACCAGGGCGACAAGAAGCGCAUGGUUCUGCUCUCCAGCAUCGGAAAGACUCUCGAAGAGGGCGCCAGCUUUGUCGACGACCACGUCAUCCGCAAGAUCAUCGCUCCCGCUGCCGAAAUUGUGCCUCCGGCCGCCUUCAAGCCCUCCGUCUCCCUUGCCGUCCCUGGGUCCAAGUCGAUUUCAAACCGUGCUCUCGUCAUGGCCGCUCUUGGCGAGGGCGAGUGCCGUCUCCGUGGAUUGCUGCACUCGGAUGAUGUCCAGGUCAUGCUCGAUGCCCUCCAAAAGCUCGUUGGAAUCAGCUUCAUCUGGGAAGACGACGGCGAGACCCUGGUCAUCCAGGGCGGCGGCGGCCGGCUCCGGGUCCCCGACAACGAAGUCUAUCUCGGCAAUGCCGGUACAGCCUCUCGUUUCUUGACCUCGGUCUGUGCUCUGAUCCCGCAGCCCUCCGAGACUGCCGCGGCGACCAUCGUUACGGGCAAUGCCCGCAUGAAGCAGCGCCCCAUCGGCCCCCUCGUGGAUGCUCUGCGCGAGAACAGCUGCGAGAUCGAGUAUGUCGAGCAGGCUGGCUCACUUCCCCUGCGGAUCAAGCCCACGGGCGGCCUCCGCGGCGGCGAGAUCCGCCUCUCGGCCAGCAUCAGCUCUCAGUAUGUCUCGUCCAUCCUGAUCUCGGCCCCCUACGCCCUGGAGCCCGUCACGCUGGUGCUCACUGGCGAUGCCGUCGUGUCGCAGCCCUACAUCGACAUGACCAUCGAGAUGAUGGCUUCCUUUGGCAUCCAUGUCAAGCGCGUCGGCACCGAGAACCGAUACGAGAUUCCCCGCGGCAUCUACCAAAACCCUAGCACCUAUCUGGUCGAGGCCGAUGCCUCCUCGUCCACCUACCCCCUGGCCUUUGCCGCCAUCACCGGCUCGACCGUGACCGUCACCAACAUUGGCAGCAAAUCGCUGCAGGGCGACGCCGAGUUUGCCAUCAAGGUCCUGAAGCCCAUGGGCUGCGAGGUCUCCCAGACCGAGACCACGACAACCGUCCACGGACCGGCUCGUCUCAGCGCCUUGCCCUCCAUCGACAUGGAGACCAUGACCGAUGCCUUCCUCACGGCCUCUGUCCUCGCCGCCGUUGCCAACGGCAAGGAGGCCACCAGCAAUGGAUCGCUGGUCACCAGCAUCUCGGGCAUCGCCAACCAGCGCGUCAAGGAAUGCAACCGCAUCGCCGCCAUGAUCGAGCAACUGGCCAAGUUUGGCGUCCAUGCCAAGGAGCUGCAGGAUGGCCUCGAAAUCCACGCGAUCGACAAGAGCCAGCUGAAGCAGCCUAACGAGGGCGUCUUUUGCUACGACGAUCAUCGUAUCGCCAUGAGCUUCAGUGUCCUUGGCUGUGUCAUGCCUCGCGGCUCCGAGGUCACCAUCAAGGAGAAGAAGUGUGUCGAAAAGACCUGGCCCAGCUGGUGGGACACACUCGAGAACGUCCUUGGCGUCAAGACCAGCGGCAUUGAUGCCCACGCCACUGCUGCCGAGAAGCGCGGUGCUGGAGCCAAGGUUACUGGCUCUGGCUCGAAGGGCGGCAAGUCGUCUUCGGCCGCCUCGUCUGCACCCGCUGCCACCGCAUCCGCUGCUGCUGCUGCUGCCGCUGACAAGCUCACCUCGGACACAGCCGUCGAUUCAAAGACCCUCAUCGUCAUUGGCAUGCGUGGCGCCGGCAAGACCCACAUCGGCCAGGCCGUUGCCAAGGCCUUCUCGCGCCAGUUUAUUGACAUGGACGCCUAUCUUGAGAGCGAACUUGGCACCACCAUCCCCAAGCUGAUCGAGACCAAGGGCUGGGACGAGUUCCGCAACGAAGAGGCCCGCCUUCUGGUCCAAGUCUUGCAGCUGUACCCCGAGCACUACGUGGUGGCGUGCGGCGGAGGCGUCGUUGAGCGCGAAGAGAAUCGCCAGGUGCUCAAGGCCUGGGCUGCAAAGGGCGGCCAUGUGGUCCAUGUGCAGCGAAACCUCGAUGACUUGGUCGAGUAUCUCUCGAUCGACAAGACCCGCCCUGCCUUUACGAACGAGAUCCCCGCCGUCUGGCAGAAGAGAAAGCCGUGGUACCGCGAGUGCUCUACGGUCGAGUUUGUCAACGUCAAGUCCGACGGUGACCAGGUCCUGUCCUCGGCCUACUGGAAGGCGGUCGAGCAGGACAUGAUCCGCGUCCUGCGGUUCAAGCUGGGCAAGCUCGCCUCCAAGUCUGGCUCGGAGCUGCCCGGCUCGGUCCCUGCUGCAUCCGAGACCAGCUUUUUCCUGUCCCUGACCUUCCCGACGAUCAAGGAGUGCGUGCCCAUUCUCAACUCAAUCUCCGAGGGCGUCGAUGCCCUCGAGCUCCGCGUUGAUCUGCUUGCCUCCGUGGACGUUGAUUCCGUUGCCCGCGAGGUUGCGCUGCUGAGGCGCCACAGCACCUUGCCCAUCAUCUUCACCGUUCGCACCCAGUCCCAGGGCGGCAAGUAUGACGACGGCAACGUCGAAGGCAUGUUCGAGCUGAUCCAGAUGGCAGUCAAAUGGGGCGUGGAAUACAUCGACAUCGAGAUCGGCGGCUUUGCCGAGCAUCCCAAGCGCAAGCAGCUGACCGAAGCCAUCAUUCAGGCCAAGGGCAAUGCCAAGAUCAUUGCUUCUUACCACGACGUGGCCGGCACGGUCAAGUGGAACGAGAAUGCCAUCGGCGCCAGCACCAUGCGCGACCAGUACGUGCUCCUGUACCGAUACGGCGACAUUGUCAAGCUCAUCGGACGCGCCAGCACCGUCGAGGACAAUUUCGCUCUGCACCGCUUUGUGAACCAGGUCGUGCCCAAGUUGGGUCUUGGACCGGCCAAGCCCGUCAUUGCCCUCAACAUGGGUCUGGCCGGCCAGCUCUCGCGGGCUCUCAACAGAUUCUUCUCGCCUGUGACGCACCCGCUACUGCCCAACAGCGCCGCUCCCGGCCAGCUCUCCGUUGCGCAGAUCCACCAGGUGCGUCAGAUCCUGGGCUGGAUCCAGCCCAAGAACUUUUACCUCUUUGGCGAGCCCAUCAAGCAGUCGAUGUCUCCAGUCCUGCACAACACGGGCUUCCGCACCCUCGGCCUGCCGCACAACUACCAGCUGUUUGAGUCUUCGGACUGGAGCAAGGUGCAAGCUCUGAUCCGCGAGCAGGGCAGCAGCUUUGGUGGUGCCAGCGUCACCAUUCCCCUCAAGGAAGAUGUCAUUGCCCACAACGUGGUCGACUCGCUCUCUCCGUCGGCCGAGGCGAUCGGCGCCGUCAACACCAUCAUCCCGUCCAUCGACGGGACUCUGGUCGGCGACAACACCGACUGGAUCGGCAUCCGCAACACCAUCCUGCAGCGGGUCAGCGGUCACGAUGCUGCCGGCGCCAUUGGUGUUGUCAUCGGAGCGGGUGGAACUGCCCGUGCUGCAUGCUAUGCACUCAAGCAACUUGGCGUCUCGGAGUUGUACAUCUGGAACCGUACCACCAGCCGUGCCGAGGAACUCGCCAAGGCCUUCGAGGCCCGCGUUGUCGUUGAGUUCGAUCGAGUCUUUGAGGCCGCCGUUGGUGGCAACAAGGCCCUUCUGGUCAUCUCCACCGUGCCUGCUUCUGCCCAAGAGUCCAUCGCCUCGACCGCCGUCGAGACCGUCUUUGGCUCCACCGCCGCACUGGCCCAGCCCAAGGCCCUGGUCGAGAUGGCCUACCGCCCGCGCGUGACUCGAUUCGUGCAAGCUGCUCGGGCCGUUGCUGGCUGGGCUGUCGUCGAGGGCGUCGAUGUCCUGAUUGCCCAGGGUCUGGAGCAGUUCCGCUUGUGGACUGGUCGCAAGGCGCCCGCUCAUGCCAUGGAGAGCGAGGUUUACGCCAACUACUAGGCUUCCACUUGACUGAAUGCCAUAUGGCGUUGAAUCGCUGCCUGUUUUUGUAACUUCCUCCCCCCCCUCUACAGUCGCUGUGUAUCACCGACACAAUCCCUUCGCGCCAAAUACAUAUGGGGACACUCGACGA